Molecule: messenger RNA, 2658 nt
Organism: Hypoxylon fragiforme
Lineage: Eukaryota; Fungi; Ascomycota; Sordariomycetes; Xylariales; Hypoxylaceae
Exons: 3
Coding region: 1-2658 (885 amino acids)
Source: RefSeq, a predicted model, not a curated record
AUGGAUGUUGAGCAUAUGGACCCGCGAUUGGCAGCUAGAGUAUUGGAGGCGUUGGAAGAGUGUCCCUCCAGAACGCCUCGUGGCUCUCACCUCAUCAGUGAAUUUAGGCCACGAGAUAUCUCAACGAUCAAUAUAAAUGGACUUCUGGCAAAAGAAAGGUCCAACCAGCAUACCACAUCAGCAAGUCCUACUAAACGUGUUUCAUUUCCCGGUGUUCAUCUAUCACCAGACUCUCAUAAACGAUCACGGUGGAUGAUGCUUCGAGGCCUCUACAGAUGUACUCACACCAAAUUCUCAUGGGAGCAUUUAGACCGGACCUUUACGGAGCAUGCCAUAAUAGCUAGAUUCGUGGUCCCAGAAUCUCAAUCGAUGAGAAAUGACAUUAUUCAUUCCACGACAUCCUUGCUGAAACGUUUGCCACCCAUUCCACUUUCACUGCCUCGUGAUAUAACGGAGAAUCUGAAAGGAGAAUGUUGGCUGAAUGGUGACGCAAAUGAAUAUUCAUGGGAUCAACUCUCUACGGUUUCUAGGCUAUCAGGCAGUGUGAUUCGCAUGGGGAUUGCCAUAGCUUUGACAUAUGAGAGAAAGGCCAACCUCGACGGGAGCAGUCUUGAAUCUCACCACUUCAGGCAAUUUCUGGAUUUCGUCUCCGACCUUAUCGAUGGCGUCUUCUUCGAGCUUAGUAAGGGGCCAGUGGAAAAGGAUGGCGUAUUAGUUAAUAACACAUGGCGCUGGUUUGCACUACUUACUUAUAUGUGGAGUACCUGGCAACGCUGUCUGGCUUUACACUACUGGCGAGUUCUGCAAGAUAGCUUGCAAACAGGAUUCGACUACACUGGCUUUGGAGAACUUGGGCUUCGCCCGAAUAAAGGCUCCUUUCUUGCCUUGGAGUCGCAGCAAGCGAACACGUCGCAAGAUAAGUUACAAUACAUGUGUACCUUGGCAUACCAGAUCUUACAGCGAAGUAGAUCGACUUCCCUACUCGAUCUACGGUACUUUCGCCAAAGCUUUGCUAACGUGUUUGGUGAAAAGCCAGGAAGGUGUAUUGGCGAUCAGGCAUGUUCCGGACUAGGACCUGAUGAUUGUAAGAGAAUCAGGAGAGGAGGCAAAGUCAAGGACCAAAGCCAGCAUGACCUUUCUUGCGAGGGUGAAAAGACAUGCAACCGUAUGGUGUGGGACAAAACUUCGUAUCUGAAAGUGUCUGGGCCACGUGCUGUCUCUAUUUCCUCUUCCUCUUCCAAUAAACUAUGCUAUGAAGUUGCCGAUACUAAAACCGUAGCAAUCUCACACGUAUGGCUUCAUGGCCAAGGCGGCCGACCAGAAGAAGGGAUGAAUGAAUGUCUUCAUCGUCGGUAUUGCAGGAUUGCAAGGGAAUUGGGCUGUUCGAGCUAUUGGAUAGAUGCUGCUUGCAUUCCUGAUGAGCACACCCUGCGUAAAGAAGCUAUUUUAACGAUAAACCAUGUCUUCUCAACUAGUCACGCUACUGUAUUGUGCGAUAGAGAUAUAAUGGACAUCGACAUCUCAAUUUUACAAGACGCAGAGAACACACCCGCUAGUGUAGCCCUACAGGAAUCUAUCCUUGCCAUAGUCCUUGUUUGCGACUGGAACGUGAGAGCCUGGACAUUGCUAGAGGCCUUACGUGGCAGAAAGAAUAUACAGCUCCUUUGUAGGUCGGGUAGCGAAAACAAACUGAUUUCAUUAAUGGGAAUACUUCGUACUACGGCAUUUCAUGGGGCUAUAACCAUGUCGAUACUCCUCUUGACGAACCACCACCUGUUUCCACCCCCAAGCGCAACUCAUUGGAUUGAACACAAAACGAGUAGCCAAGAGCUAUCGAAGUUUCAGCAUAUCAUCUUCGAUGGUAGUUUUGAUGCCAGUCUUAUUUCCACUCGAAUAGGCCGUGGCUUCGUUGCGGUAUCAGAGGCUGCAUCGCUCCUCGGUCAGAGAUUCGCUUCUCGUCCCGGAGAUGAUGUUAUUAUCUGGAGUCUCCUCGUUGAUGACCCAGUAAUGAAGGAUGCUCAGGAUUUAUGGGCUAGAGGGAAGCAUGGAGGAGCACGCCUCGACAAGGUUGUUCACACCGGCCACUUACUCUCAAGUGUACAGAGGCUCACUCCACCCCAAGGUCCCUCGUGGGCGCCUAGGCAACCUGGCGCUUACCUCGCAGCCAAUGAAAAGCCCCCGACAUCCAAGUUGUAUCCUCCAUAUGAUGGCAUUCAGUCUCAGAUUGGUCUGAUUGAAAUGGGCAAGAACGGGGACACAUGCCUACGAGCAAAUUGGGGAGUUGCAGAGAUUCACUUUAAGGACGGCUUCGCCUCGCAUUUCCGUAGUUUCCGUAGUUUUCAAUACCCAGAGAACUACUUAGUCGACAAGCCAGUGCCGGAUGAGUUAAAGGAGUGUCUUAAGGGCUACAAGGAGGGCAGGCUACUUCAGCCUUUACAGCGAGAGGCUGUUCAAGGAGAAGAUACAGACAGCGACAACGAGCCUUGCGCAAGUAUUUAUGGAGGGUAUGGUGGCGUUUCUGAAGGGCUUGUGUUUGCUGUGUGUGGUAGGAAGUAUGAGAAGCCUAGUGAUGGAACAUGGACGUGGCUCGGGAUAAUUGAUUGGAGGACAGGUUACAGUUUGCCGUAUUUUGAGGAGCGAGAGAUUGUUCUAGGUUAA